This is a messenger RNA of Cucumis melo (muskmelon), 3081 nucleotides long. RefSeq names its product pentatricopeptide repeat-containing protein At1g25360-like. Gene Ontology annotation, molecular function: protein binding; RNA binding; zinc ion binding. The record is from RefSeq and is a predicted model, not a curated record. The transcript has 3 exons. Bases 148 to 2541 code for a protein of 797 amino acids. Gene Ontology annotation, biological process: RNA modification. Lineage: Eukaryota; Viridiplantae; Streptophyta; Magnoliopsida; Cucurbitales; Cucurbitaceae.
UUAGAUUAUUAUUUUCUCAUAUUUCUUAUGUUCAUACCAAGUUUUUUUUGUCUCAUAUCUCUAGCUUGUAAUUUUGCUUCUCCAUGAUUUGUCAUUUGAAGAAUUUUGUUUAAUUCAAAGCAAUGCUUCUAAUUCUCAUUGAACUUCAUGAGAAAUGCAUUGGACAUCCGCUUGGUGGCAAACCGGUAUGCCGAAAAAUUGCAACUUUGUUCUCCACAGGAUCCGGCAUCAUUCUCACUUGCUCGGGCGGUCCAUGCCCAUAUGAUUGCUUCCGGUUUCAAGCCUCGUGGACAUUUCCUUAACCGUUUGCUGGAAAUGUACUGUAAAUCGUCGAAUCUUGUGUAUGCACGCCAACUGUUUGACGAAAUUCCCAACCCAGGUGCUAUAACAAGGACUACGUUGAUUACGGCUUAUUGUGCUUUGGGGAAUCUGGAACUGGGUCGAGAAGUAUUUAAUGGAACUCCGUUGUAUAUGAGGGAUAGUGUUUUCUAUAAUGCAAUGAUCACUGGUUAUUCGCAUAACGGUGAUGGUCAUUCUGCUCUUGAACUGUUUCGUGCUAUGAGACGAGAUGACUUCCGGCCUGAUGACUUUACAUUUACAAGCGUUCUCAGUGCUUUAGUGCUUGUUGUUGACAAUGAGCAACAAUGCGGUCAGAUGCAUUGUGCAGUGGUGAAAACUGGAAUGGGGUGUGUUUCUUCCUCAGUGUUGAAUGCUCUUCUGUCUGUUUAUGUCAAGCGUGCGUCAGAAUUAGGCAUAUCAUGUUCGGCAAUGGUUUCGGCAAGGAAAUUGUUUGAGGAAAUGCCUAAGAGAGACGAGUUAACGUGGACCACGAUGAUUACUGGGUAUGUGAGGAAUGAUGAUCUAAAUGGGGCACGUGAAGUUUUUGAUGCAAUGGUUGAAAAGCUUGGGGCAGCAUGGAAUGCCAUGAUAUCUGGAUAUGUGCACUGUGGCUGUUUUCAGGAAGCAUUGAUAUUGUGUAGAAAAAUGUGUUUUCUCGGAAUUCAGUACGACGAUAUCACCUAUACGACCAUAAUCAGUGCUUGUGCCAAUGUUGGAUUCUUUCAAAUGGGGAAACAGGUGCAUGCUUACAUUCUUAAAAAUGAGCUGAACCCCAAUCGUAGCUUUUGCCUGUCUGUCAGUAAUGCACUGAUUACUUUGUAUUGUAAAAAUAAUAAAGUUGAUGAUGCACGGAAGAUUUUUUAUUCGAUGCCAGUUAGAAGUAUCAUUACUUGGAAUGCAAUCUUAUCGGGGUAUGUGAAUGCAGGGCGUACGGAGGAAGCAAAGUCUUUCUUUGAAGAAAUGCCAGAGAAAAACCUUCUUACAUUGACUGUGAUGAUUUCAGGACUGGCACAAAAUGGUUUUGGAGAUGAGGGUUUGAAGUUAUUUAAGCAAAUGAGGUUGAAUGGUUUUAAACCUUGUGAUUUUGCAUUUGCGGGAGCACUUACAGCUUGUUCUGUGCUUGGAGCAUUGGAGAAUGGUCGCCAGCUCCAUGCUCAACUUGUUCACCUGGGCUAUGAGUCAAGCCUUUCUGUUGGCAAUGCAAUGAUCUCAAUGUAUGCAAGAUGUGGAGUGGUUGAGGCUGCAGAGUCAGUGUUCGUCACUAUGCCUUCUGUAGACUUGGUUUCAUGGAAUUCAAUGAUUGCAGCACUGGGACAACAUGGGCAUGGUGUAAAAGCAAUCGAACUUUUUGAUCAAAUGUUGAAAGAGGGUGUAUUCCCUGAUAGAAUAACAUUUCUUACCGUUCUUACUGCAUGUAGCCACGCAGGGUUGGUUGAGGAGGGACGCCAUUAUUUUAAUUCAAUGUUGGAAAGUUAUGGUAUCACCCCUGGUGAAGAUCAUUAUGCUCGAAUGGUUGAUUUGUUUUGUCGAGCUGGGAUGUUCUCGUAUGCAAGGAAUGUCAUCGACACUAUGCCUUCUAAACCUGGUGCGCCAGUUUGGGAGGCUCUUCUUGCCGGUUGCCGGAUUCAUGGGAACGUGGAUUUAGGAAUAGAGGCUGCCGAACAACUUUUUCAGCUAAUGCCGCAACACGACGGAGCCUAUGUGCUUCUGUCGAACAUGUAUGCUGAUGUGGGUCGGUGGAACGACGUUGCUAAGGUGCGAAAAUUGAUGAGGGACCAAGCAGUCCGAAAGGAGCCUGCUUGCAGUUGGAUUGAGGUUGAGAACAAGGUUCAUGUGUUCAUGGUCGAUGAUGAUGUGCACCCUGAGGUGUUAUCUGUCUACCGUUACUUGGAGCAGCUGGGCCUUGAAAUGAAGAAAUUAGGAUAUAUCCCAGACACUAAAUUUGUGUUGCAUGAUAUGGAAUAUGAACAAAAGGAACAUGCCUUGUCUACUCACAGUGAGAAGCUCGCUGUUGGGUUUGGGAUAAUGAAGCUUCCUCCAGGUGCAACAGUCAGGGUUUUCAAGAACAUCAGGAUCUGUGGGGAUUGCCAUAAUGCAUUCAAGUUCAUGUCUAAAGUGGCUAGUAGGGAGAUAAUAGUGAGGGAUAGAAAGAGGUUUCACCAUUUUAAGAAUGGUGAAUGUUCGUGUCGUGAUUACUGGUGAUUCUCCAAAAUGGUCAUAAUACCACCUAAAACACGCAAGGAGAUCAUCUGUGAAAUUGGGCACCAAGUCGGUGGAUUUGCAAGGGGAGUUGAAUGAAUUAAAAGGACAGAUGAAAUGAAACCCCUGAGGAGCCGUUGCUGGUUGCUGCAUAUUGCAGUCAUGCUGAGGUGUACUGGGCUUCGGAGAGUCAAUUUAGCACAUUUGAAGUUAUUCAAUGUCACUCCAAACUCACUAGCGCACCGCUCCCAUUUUUUGUUGUUGUGCUCUUGUUUGGUGCACAUCUGUGGAGUCCUUCCAUCUAAGUGAAAGGGAUGUUCAUCAACUGGAGAGGGAUGAGGAUCAAAAAGAGUUGUUGAUUGAGAAUCUAUUGGAAGGUUCCACCAGAAAAAGUUUGGGAUGAAAUUUUUUGGGGCUCGACUCUAGUUUACCCUAUCAGCUUCACAUUAUCACCGUAUGAAAUGCUUGAAAUUUCAAAUAAUUUGAAGAGGGGACGAGUCUCGAUUGAGUCAGCGUUAAUGAAAAAAUGACAAAAGAAAAGAA